GGCUGCGGAGCCUCAGCGCGCCCGGCUCGUUCGGCGGAGCCGCGCCCCGCCCGCCCCGCUCCGCGAUGCCGAGCUUCCUGAAGUGGCUGCUGGGGCUCUUGGGGGUCGCCGUGGUUGUCGUGGCCAUCACCGUGCCCCUGGUGCUGCUCACCCGCCAAGAGACCUCUUCAGGAAAAACAUAUACUCUACAGAAUUAUUUGAAUGAUGACUAUAAGUACAAAACAUAUAAUUUGGAGUGGAUUUCAGGAAAUCAGUAUCUUCACAAAACAGAUAAUGGGGACAUCCUGUGUGUCAGUGCUGACAACGGAACAUCCUCAGUAAUCCUGGCAAAUACAACAUUAGAUAAGUACCAGGCAAGCACUGUUAUAUUGUCUCCUGACCAAAAGUUUGCUCUUCUGCAAUACAGCUAUACAAAGUUGUGGAGGCAUUCCUUUACAGCUUCAUAUCACAUCUAUAAUUUCAGUAGCAGUUCUAUUUUAGAUGAUGGACUACUACCUAAUGAUACACAGUACAUAUCCUGGUCACCUGUUGGUCAUAAACUGGCAUAUGUUUGGAAUAAUAAUAUUUAUGUAAAAGCUUCACCAACAGCAGAAGCCGUGCAAAUCACUCAAAAUGGAGAAGAAAAUAAAAUUUUCAAUGGAAUACCAGACUGGGUUUAUGAAGAGGAAAUGUUUGGCACCCAUUCUGCUCUGUGGUGGUCUCCAAAUGGCAAUUUUUUGGCAUAUGCAUCUUUUAAUGAUAAAGAAGUUCCUGUUAUAGAGUACUCCUUUUAUUCUGAAGACACCUUGCAGUAUCCAAAGACCAUUAAAAUCCCAUAUCCCAAGGCAGGAGCUACAAAUCCAACUGUACAAUUCUUUAUCGUGGAUACCACAUCACUUCCAGCUUCCAGCCCUGUUGAAAUUGUUCCACCUGCAGAAAUAGAAUCAAGUGAUCAUUAUUUGAGUGUUGUAACAUGGGUGACAGAUGAAAGGAUUUGUCUGCAGUGGCUCAGAAGAAUUCAGAAUUUUUCAGUCCUCACAAUCUGUGACUUUGAAAAUGCUUCUUGGUCAUGUCCAGAGGAAAAACAGUUUACGGAAGAAAGUACAACUGGCUGGAUUGGCAGAUUUCAGCCAUCUGUCCCUCACUUUGCACCCGACAAUUCUUCCUACUACAAAGUCUUCAGCGACACAGCAGGUUACAAGCACAUCCAUUACAUAAAUGGCUCACAGGUUCCAGUAGCUAUUACUUCAGGAGAUUGGGAAGUAAUCAGCAUAAAAGCUGUAACCAAUAAAUUUUUAUACUACAUCAGUAAUGAAAAUAAUAAAAUGCCAGGAGGAAGAAAUCUUUAUAAAGUGCUCUUGGAAAGCAGUCCAAAAUUUACUAAAUGUGUUAGCUGUAAUCUGGAUCAAGAAAGAUGCCAGUAUUAUUCUGUGUCCUUCAGCAAAGACACACAGUAUUAUCAGCUAAAUUGUCUCGGUCCUGGCCUGCCCAUAUCUACUAUACACAGAAGCACUGAUGAUGAAGUCCUCAGAUACUUGGAAAAUAACACUGAACUGGAAAAUUCAUUGAAAGAUAUUCAGAUGCCUUCAAAAAAAUUUGGUUCCCUUAAUAUAGAUGGAUACAACCUGUGGUAUCAAAUGAUUCUGCCUCCCCAUUUUGAUCCAUCAAAGAAGCAUCCUCUGCUCCUUGAUGUGUAUGCAGGACCUUGUAGUCAGAAAGUAGACCAAGCCUUCCGGAUCAGCUGGGCGACUUACCUGGCGAGCACAGAGCGCGUCAUCGUGGCCAGCUUCGACGGCAGGGGCAGCGGCUACCAGGGGGAUCGAAUUAUGCACGCAAUAAACCGAAGGCUGGGAACAUAUGAAGUGGAAGAUCAGAUAGCAGCAGCCAGAAAAUUUUCUGAAAUGAGCUUUGUUGAUAAGGACAGAAUAGCUAUUUGGGGUUGGUCUUAUGGGGGAUAUGUGACCUCCAUGGUGCUUGGCUCUGGAAGCGGCGUGUUCAAGUGUGGAAUAGCGGUUGCCCCCGUGUCACGCUGGCAAUAUUAUGAUUCAAUAUACACAGAGCGAUACAUGGGCCUUCCUACAGAAAAUGAUAAUCUGAAGAAUUAUAAUAGUUCUACAGUAAUGGCCAGAGCUGAAAAAUUCAAGGAAGUUGAAUAUCUCCUUAUUCAUGGAACAGCAGAUGAUAAUGUUCACUUUCAGCAAGCAGCACAGAUUUCCAAAGCUCUUGUUGAUGCUGAAGUGGAUUUUCAGGCAAUGUGGUACACUGACAAAGACCAUUCCAUCUCCGGUCAAGCACACAAGCAUAUUUAUACCCAUAUGAGUCACUUCAUAAAGCAGUGUUUCUCACUGCACUAGCACCAGCAUUUUGCCUGUUAGUGAUGGUACUUCUCCAGAAAACUCUCAUGAUAAUGUACUCUGAGCCAGUAUAAAUCAAGAUGAGAGAAGAGUCAGCUCUUGGGAUACCAGUGUACACAAUGAAAUGCUAAUCUUUAUAAUGAUUCCUGUUGCCAAGCAACUAUUGCAUUUUUAUUGAUUGUAUUUAAUCGGGUCUUAACAUCACCAGAAUGAUGUUGGAGACUUCUAGGAAGCAUGGUACUUGCUUGAGUAAUUACCUUUUGAUAUUUCAGUCUAAAAGAGAAACAAUUCAGUUUGUAUAUCAGAGAAAUGAAUGAUAAAAUGUCACAUGGCAAUCAGUUGCAGAAUAAAAAUAUAAUAAUGUUUCCAUCAAAAAUGAAUGAACCCUGGGGUAAUUUCUGUGAAAAUAAUGAAGAAAUGUUUUUGCAGAAAUUCAUAAAGCUUAAUAAUUCUUAUUUUAAAAUUGGUAUCAGGAAUACUGCAAUGUUAAUAUGUGCAGAUUGAAAUACUUUAUGCUGCAGUUCCUGAAGUGAGUGUGUUUUCUCUGCAUUCCCUUGUAUUACAGUUGUAGAAGUCUUGCAAGGCAAGCACAUAACAAGCUUUCGCCAAAGAUUUUGAAUGAUACCUAAUCAAAGCAAUGGCAAUGAAUUUCUUUGUGUGCUAUCAUAAAGUACUGUGAUUUUUGCUUAUUUUAUAGUAAAAACGGCUGCUACACUGGGAAUCUGCACUGCAAAAUCUCCUCUGGGAACAAGAGCCCCCUUUUUAAUAUAGAAGUUGCUCAUGUACUGGUGAACAGAAACUGCUUCUUACACUGAAACAUAAAACAUUACAAUGCGAACUAGCGGUCACUUACAGCAAGGGCUGGACUGUCACUCUCCCGUGAACAGGCUCUUUGGCAAAACUGCUUUCCCUUACAGCCUACCAAUAAAUAACUGCUUUCUUUACAGCACUCCAGGUAGGCUUCUCCAUCUAAUCUGAGGAUUAGUUUUCUUAAUUUCACAUAGAAAAAAUGCAGUCUACUUGUACUAAAAAUUGUGCUUCUUUAAAAUAAUAAAGAUAUUAAUUUAUGAAA
This is a messenger RNA of Vidua macroura (Pin-tailed whydah), 3405 nucleotides long. RefSeq names its product dipeptidyl peptidase 4 (gene DPP4). NCBI's taxonomy places the organism in Eukaryota, Metazoa, Chordata, Aves, Passeriformes, Viduidae. Gene Ontology annotation, molecular function: dipeptidyl-peptidase activity; serine-type endopeptidase activity. The coding region runs from base 66 to 2333 and encodes 755 amino acids. The transcript is spliced from 26 exons. The record is from RefSeq and is a predicted model, not a curated record. Gene Ontology annotation, biological process: proteolysis.